Molecule: messenger RNA, 3497 nt
Organism: Fonticula alba
Lineage: Eukaryota; Rotosphaerida; Fonticulaceae
Exons: 4
Coding region: 144-3497 (1117 amino acids)
Source: RefSeq, a predicted model, not a curated record
CUCCCUGGCCCUGCAUUCCUCCCCCCUCCCUCCCUCUUCUUUCUCCGCAUUCUUGUCCUCCUCCCCUCGCCGCUUCUCGGUCCGGGCUCUCCUCUCCUUCAGCUGUCACGAGCCGCCGGCGUCUCGUGCUCACCUUUUCUGUUAUGAGUGCCACCGGGGCGCCGCCUCCGAUGGCCUACGGCUACCCGAUGGCCCCGCCGCAUAUGGCAUACCCGGCGCCACCGGGCACUCCGGCUCCGGCCGGUGCGGCCACUCCGGCUGCCGGGCCCAGCACCCCGGCCCCGGCGCCGCACCCGGGUUACUAUCACCCCCCACCGGGGUACGGUCCGCCCCCGCCGGCCAGUCCUUCCGGUGUACCUGCUCCAGCUGGGGCUCAUCCUCAGGCGCCGCACAUGGCAUAUCCCGGCUACCCCGGUCACUACAUGUACCCGAUGAUGCCGCUGCCACCGGCCGCCCCGGCGCCUGUGGCUGCAGCGACUCCCGCUCCGGCUGCCCCCGCUGUCGCAGCGGCGGAUGUCACACCGGCCGCCGCGCCGACUGCCACACCGGCCGCCGCACCGGCCGCCGCGCCGACUGCCACGCCGACCGCCACGCCGGCCGCCACGCCGGCCGCCGCACCGGCUGCCGCACCGGCUGCCACGCCGGCCGCCACCCCAGCUGCUGCUGAUCCUGCAGCUGCCGUCGCUCAUCCGCCCCACAUGCCAGGCUACUAUCCUGGCUACCAUCCAUACAUGUCCUAUCACCCGGGCUACCCGCCCCCAGGACCUCCGCCUCACGGCUAUCCCGGCUAUGGGGCAGCCCCCGCAGCAGCGCCGACCACCGUUCCUCCUGCUGCCUCUCCCUCUUCGCCUACUACCCCGGCUCCGGGUGUUGCCCCUGCGGCGGCGGCGGCGGCGGCGGCUGCUGCUGCUGCCUCGCCGGCUCCCGGAUCGCCAGCUGUUACACCCAUGUCGGCGCCCAUGUCACCGGCACUUGCGGCCAGCGAUGCUGCGGCGGCCUCUCCGGCGUCGCCGGCCCCGAUGUCUGUUCUCACGUCUCCCGCGGCUGAGAGUGCCACCUCCACACCAUCCCUCCCGGCUGUCAGCUCGCCAGCCGCGCCAGGCACGCCAACGGCCGCGCCUGCUACUCCGGCUGCGCCUGCUGCUCCGGCGGCUCCGACUGCCGCACCUGCCGGCCCUGCCGCCGUACCUCCCGGCUAUCCUCCCUAUGGCUAUCCGGCUCCGUAUGGCUAUCCCCCGUAUGGGCAUCACCAUCCUGGCGCCCCGAUGCCUGGCUAUGGAUACCCGCCGCCGGGGGCUCCGCCUGGGCACAUGCCCAUGGCCGGGUAUCCUGGGUAUCCGCCGCCCCCCCCGGGCGCUGGUUACCAUCCAGGCUACCCCCCGCCUGGGUAUCCCGCACAUCCCGGGGCUCCGUACAUGCACGCGCCUGCGGCCACUUCGGCCACGGGUGAAGCCGCCGCCGCGGCAGCGACACCCGCCACCAGCGGCACCCCGGGGACCCCGGCCUCGCCGGCCAGCACCCCCACCGCCGGGGCGGCUGCUGCUCCCGGAGCUGCUGCCGCCACGCCUCCCACUGCUGCCGCUGCUGCUACUGCGGCUUCCAUGCCUCCAAUGGGCUAUCCCCCGAUGGGGGGAUAUAUGCCGUAUCCCGGUCCCUAUGGCCAUCCGGCGGUGUAUGGUGACCCGGCAGCCGCUGGGAUGAUGCCCGGCAUGCCGAUGCAUGCCUAUCCCCCCGGCAUGUACCCGGGCAUGGUGCCACACCACCAUCCAGGCAUGGCCCAGGCCUCGGCCAUCGGGGCAGCAACACCUGGGCCCCUGUCCACGGCCGCGGUCCCUGUCGGUGGCACCGGGGCCACUCCCUCGAUCGCCAAGCCAGAUGCGGCGGCCACCGGUGAGGAAAGCAUUCCCCCCCUGGAGGCGGGAUCGGCGGCGGCCGUGGCCGCGGCCACGGCCGCCACCGGAGAUGCCGCCACCUCGACAUCGACCGACAUCGUCCUGGCAGCGGCCUCGGAUGGGGCUCCUCAAAAGCGCCGGCGCGCCCGCCGGAGCAAUGUCGAUGGGAGCUCCGCCGGCGCGCCGGCCCCGCGCCGGCGUCGGACCGCCGCCGAGGCGGCCCUUUCCACGGCUCCUUCCUACCUGACCGAGCGAGUAAUCGAUGCCGCGGCGUCGGCCCUGGAGCAGCCGGCCGCGCGUCGGCCCGAGCCCCGGCGCCGGGGGAUUGGGCUGAUUCAGCCCUCCAACUUCCGCAUCUACUCCGGGCCGUUGGAUGCUCGGGUGCGGAAUUUCUACCCCCAGCGGCAUCUGUGGGCCGGGUGGGAAACCAAGCAGGGCAUCAUCAAUCGGGUUCACAGCGUGCGCGAUGAGUUCCUGCUGAAGCUGGCCGGGAUGAAUAUCCCGGUGCCGGAUUCCCUGGACUAUGUCAUGAAGACCAUCCGUCGGACUGGGUCCUUCUCUGUGCCCCUGAGUGAGGAAUAUCCGCCGCGUAUGGAUGCGGCGGCGAUGGCGGCGGCGGCCGCCGAAGCAGCGACAGCAGCAACAGCAGCAGUAGCAUCGACGGACCCGACGGCCGUGGUCCCGGCAGCCCCGGGAACGCCCGUCCCCUUGGUGGCGCCGGCUCCCGGUCCCGAGGCGAGUGGUCCAGUGGCCGCCGGUGGUAUCGUGCCGAUCGAGGGCACUCCGGCAAAUGUGGAGGAUGACCUGCUGAAGCGGGCCGCGAGCAGCACCCCCCCCCUGAGCAGCAGCACGGCGACCACGCCGGUGGCGCUGGCGGCGACGGCGGCAGCCGCCACCCUGGCCCCGACACCUGGUAUUUGUGCGCCAGGUGCGGCGCCCGGGGCCGGGGCGGAUGGGACGUCCAUCAGCCGGGCAGCCGUCUUCAUGCCAGCGACCCAUCCUUCUGAUGGGUCGGAGGCCGUGGCCUUCGCCCAGGCCCCACAUGCGAUUCCCCCGUCGCCGCAUUCGGCCAUCAUGCAGGCCACUCGCCGGCAUACGGUGGCCAAUGCCCUGGCGGCCAUUCCCUCGUCAUCGGUGAGCGCCUCGGCAGCGAUCGCGGCGGCCGUUGACGCGGUCAAGGCGGCAAGUGUUCGUGUGUCUCAUGACUCCUCAGCCGGGGAUGCUUCUGUGGCUCCGGAACCAUUGUCGGCCGGGCUUUUGGUUGCGCCAUCGGCUUCCGCUUCGACUGCUCGGGCCCCGUCGACGGUGGUCUCUCCUGCCGCGGGGGACAUGGCCGCCUCGGUCGCUUUGGUCGCGCCUGGGGCGGCUGCUUCCUCGGCGACGAUCAUGGUUGGUGCGACCGCGGGCCUGGGUGCGGCGUCGGCACUCCCGCCGGCGCCCUUGCCGCCUGAUGCCUCCGCAGUGACGGCCAUGUCGGCUGGCGGUGUGGAGACCGGCGAGGCGGCUGCCGCCGAGGCGGCUCCCUCGGCCGAAAAGGGUGGCGUAAGUGCUGUGCUUGUGGCGGCCGCCGCAGCCGCCGCGGCAGCCGCUACCUCCUCCCCCUGA